UCCGCUGCAGCUGUGUGUCAGCGCUAAAUAAAGACAGUAAUAAGGAGAAUAGCAGUGAUGUGUGCGGUCUCGCGCUUAAUAACGCAUUAACAAACACACACACUGUAUCAUGCGCGUGAGUAAUGAGGAGCACUGUGUGUGUGUGAGGUGUGUGUGAGGUGAGUGUGUGUGUGUGUGUGUGUGUGUUGGUUGAAGCUGACAGGCCGUUGCGGGAACAUUAACACCGAGAACAGGAACAUCACUGAACACCUCCAGAUUCCUCUGUGUGAGAGGUGUGGUCAUGGCUGCGUGCAGCUCCGACACGGUGCACUACAUCCGUCUGCAGAAUGCUAGUGAGUGUGUGUUGGAGUCUUUGCGGUCUCAGCGGCGUGACGGUGUAUUCUGUGACGUGACUGUGCGGAUCCAGGACGCGUCCCUGCGCGCUCACGCCUGUGUGCUGGCAGCCGGAAGCCCGUUCUUUCAGGACAAGCUGCUACUGGGCCACUCGGAGAUCAGUGUUCCACCUCUGGUGCCGGCUGACGCUGUACUGCAGCUGGUGGACUUCCUGUACAGCGGCUCCAUGGUGCUGCUGCGCUCGCAGGCCCUGCGCAUGCUUACUGCUGCCAGCAUCCUGCAGAUCAAGAGCGUCAUCGACGAGUGCACACAGAUCAUCUCUGCCUCCUCCAACCACAAACAGGCCGCCGCCGCCGCUGCAGCCGCUGCCGCUAAGGCUCGCAGCCAGGAAGGUGGAGCUGUGGGAGGAGCCAUGACUGGGUUUGGAUACACCAUGGAAGAGUGCAGUGAAGUUACGUCAGAAAGCACAGAGCAGCCGAAUACUCACUUCAUCUCACAACAUCAAGCAGGACUGCAGACAGGGGCGGGGCAGGGUGAGACGGCCUCUAUUGAAGGGAGUGGAGUCGGCAGGAUGAUGCCCCCUCUCAGUGACCUGAUGUGCAGAGGGGAUGGGCUUGGUGCAUCAGGGGGUGGGGCCUCACUGAAGCCUGUAAGUUGUUCUCAGGAGAUCCAGACUUACAUGCUGAACCAGAAUGCUGAGAGAACCACUGCACAGAAUCAGAGCCAGAACCGGGCAGAGUCAGGCCACACCCCCAUCAAUAACCCUGCUUCUCUGGGCAGGGGUGGCAGCGGGGUGGGGUUCGUGGGCGUGGCAGAGGAGCUGCCUGUUGGCAUGGAGAGGUUCAGCGAAGGGGAGGAGCUAGAGGACAGAGGGAGAGACGGAGAGAGAGACAGGGGGGCGGGACAUAGCCGCAAACAGAGACAACCGCUACGGUUACAGGUGAUGGGGCCAGAGCAGGUGGUGGUGAAGGAUGAGGAGAACCUGCAAGAAGGAGAAAACCUGUUCCAACUGGAUGAGCAACAGGACACUACACAUUCACAAUCACACACACAAACCUAUGGCCAGGCAGGCUUUUAUGAAGAACAGAAUGUGUAUGCUGGAGGUUUUUGGCCACAGACUGAUACUUCUCAGGCCUUGGUGUCAAACCCCCGUUCCCGUGGCAACAAACCACUGUCCCCACCCACUUCUUCUCACAUCAACAAUCAGAUGCUCUUUCAGUAUCCUGUCAGCGAAUCACAACCGUCCUCCUUCUUUGUGGGAGGAGCUAUGACCAUGGACAGCAUGUCAGAGUCAUGCCAACAGGCUCCGCCACCACCCCCCCUGACCCCAGCCCCGCCCCCUCCUGCUUCGGCAUGUGUCGCAGGUCCAAGUUUUACGGCUCAGGGAUCGGAAACGUCCUUCGACUGUAGCCACUGUGGAAAAUCGUUGCGAUCACGCAAGAACUACAGCAAGCACAUGUUUAUACACUCUGGUCAGAAGCCCCACCAGUGCAGCAUAUGCUGGCGUUCUUUCUCUCUUCGUGACUACCUGCUGAAGCACAUGGUAGUGCACACGGGUGUGCGAGCGUUCCAGUGUAGCGUGUGCAGUAAACGCUUCACACAGAAGAGCUCUCUGAACGUACACAUGCGCACUCACCGCGUCGAACGCAACUUCUCCUGCACAGUGUGUAACCGUGCAUUCACACACCGCACAUUGCUCGAACGCCACGCCCUCCAGCACCAGCACCCUGCCCCACCCAUCAAACCCCCAACCAACCACGGCGCCAUGGGCGGAGCGGGUGGGGCAGGGCCUGGGCCCGCCCCCUAGUGGCCAAACUGAGAACUCGGGGUGGACGUCGCUAAUAUUAUUUACCUUCAUACAGAAUGCUAAAUAAUUACAAAAUAAUAUUAGUAAUUAUUAUUUUGUAAUAUUAUUAAGACAUUUUAGCAUUUACAUUCAUUCACUCAAAAGUUCUUAGACCACAGGGGGGGUGUCUUUAAGUCCAUAUAAGGACAUAGAUAGCUAAAUGAGAUUUCUGAGAGGAAUUUAUAUGAUACUCAAGUGUACAAUUCUUUACUGUUGAUGCAUGCUAACUAGCUAAUGGUCAGCUAAACUGACAUAAUCUUUGACAUAUUUUAAUGAAUUUUUGAAUUGUAAUUUAGCUAAUUUUAGCUAUCUAGCUAAUGCGAGCUAAUCUGACACAGUUUCUGACAAGUAUUUUAAUUAAUAUUUACAAAUGUUUAUACACUUUUAACCAAAGUUAGCUAAUAUUUAGCUAGCUUCUACAAAGCUGAGAGAAUUCUUGAAGAUAUUUAAGUGGUAUUUAUAAACCUUCAUAUUUAGAACUAAAGUUAGCAAAUCAUAGGCUAAGCUAACCUAGCAGGCUUUAUCUUAAUUGUUCAUGUUAAAUCUCUGAAUAUUAAAAAUCUUCUAUGGCUAGCUGAAAUGUGCGAAUCAGUCACGCUCUCCAACUUGUUAAUCUUUAAUGCUAGCUAGUUGGGGAAUGUUAGCAUAAAUGUUCACCGUAUUCACAGGCAGUUCUAGCUAACAGGAGUGAUACAGACAGGAUCUGUGAGGGAAUCUUGCCUCUGAGGACAGAACAUUUAAAACGUUUAAAGUCUUUCAAAAUCAAGUGUGGUCUCGAAGACACACCACAUACUUCAAAAAUAAAUAUAAAAAUCUAUGUAAAUGUGGUGUAGUUUUAAUCUAAGAUUUCGCAGCCACUUGAUUUACACACCUGAAAAUCGAGCAUCACGUCCACCCCGAGUGUAAGAGUCUAGAUUUACAGAUUUUCAUUCAGGACUCACACUCACAUUUACACACACACACACACACACACAUUUAAACAGUCACACUCACAUUUUCUCUCAAACAAACAUUUUCACUCACACACAUACACUCGCACACAUUUACACUCACAUUUUCACAAACACACACAGUCACACAUUUAUACACAGUCUUACACACAUUCACAUUCUCACACAUUUACACACACACACACACACGGCGUGUUCUGAUUAUCAACUGUAGGGUAUGUUAUAUUCAGAUGCCUGGUCUCCUGAUCUGUCCUUAAAAACUAAACUCUAUAAUCCGUCUGCGCUACAUUCUAGCUAAAGUUUUGGCACCCUCAGUGACACUGCAUCUCAGCUCAUCCUGCUGUUUGGUUUUGGAGACUGUAAGUGUCUCGUUACAGAUUGUGUAUACUUGUGUUGAGGUGUUGGGUCAUGUCACUGAGUACAGAGUAUUAAGCUGUUUCUGUGUAAUCGUAAUGCUUCAUGCUAAUUCUGUUAUUCCUUUGAUUAGCUAGCUAAUUAAUAGCAGUUUCCCUAAAAACCACAACAACCACAUGCACUUUAAACCAUAUACUCUCUAUAUCUAGACACUUUGUAGGCAGCCUGAUUAGGGCACUUUGUUUAGAGAUGAGGUUUAUAAGAUUCGGCCAUUUAUCUAAUCUUAUAGUGGAGUAGCUCUGAGAAUCGCACAAACCGCCAUCAGACACUACUGAUGUUUAUUAUUGGUUUGUAUCAGGACACACCUCACUCUUUCUUGCACGUGCACACACACACACACACACACACACACACACAAUGACACAUCGUGGUGCCAUAAUCAUGAAGAGCAGCUUCAUCAACCAGAGAACCUCACACACACACUCUCUCUCUCUCACACACACACACACACACACACACAAUAUCUGCAUAAGCACUAAUGUAUUCGUGCAGUACUCAUACGGGAUUUUUAUAAAUAUAUAUUUGAACGUUAUUUUAAUUUUUUUGGUAAUGUAUGUUGUGUAUUUUAAUCUGACCUCGUGUUUCAUUAUGGUUUUUAACAUUCCCUUGUCCACAACCCCUCCGAAGUGCAAACUCCACCCAAGGAGCAAGAACAAUGUUCAGCUAUAUCUAAUGCUGCUAACAUUGGCUAGAUUAGCAUUUUCAGGUUAGCUCACUGCUAGUAAACUAGCCCACACUAUAACAUUAUAGGUUUCACUGUCAGAGUUUCGCUGUCCCUCGCAUGCAGCUUAAUCACGUGACCUCAUACAUUAGCUCACAUGUAGCUCCAUUUUCAAAUCAGUUUUAUACAUUUUUACUGAGAAAGUCAGGUUUAAAUAGCAAAAUAAAAGUUCUGAUUCUCCUUUCUCUGAUGUUUGUGGACUAGCUCACUGAUUUAACUUUACUCCCAGCAGAACGCUCCCUGUUUAGCUCUACUCCUUAUUUUACAGCUAGCUGUUUGCUGAAUUUGUGUACUACAGUUUAUACCCAUUAGCUAGCUAGGCUUUAUGUUAGCUGGCAUAUUCCGAUACAGUGGAACAGAUAACUAGCUAAUUUCUUAACAGAUUCGCUACAUUUUAAUGGUUGUAAUUAUUCUGAACAUUGAUGUGUUCUUCAUGCCAUCAGUGUAGGAGACCAUGUGGGUGUUUUCAGCCAAUAGAAGGGGGCAGACACGCCCUUCACACUGGAGUGCUACCUCGCUAGCAUGCUAACUAACUUGACUGCUAUCGAAUGAAUUAUGCUAAUAAUGUAGUUAAAGAUUUUCUGUGGUGAUUUUUCAAAUUUACUAUUGUUUAAACUAUGAACUGUGUCGUUAUUACUAGCUGUCCUGUGUUGCUAGCAUGCUAACUAGCUCAUAGAGUAAAUGAGUGCAGUAUCAUCAACUGCCACAAACAUAGACAAUCAAAUGUUCAUCCUAAAAAAUUGUAUUUAAUUGAGGAUGCACAUUUUUAAGAAAAGCUACAUUCGCCAUCUUGCAAAGGAAGGACCUUCUUCUUCUUCUUCUUCUUCUUCUCUACUUCCUGUUACAAGCAACACAGUGCAUCAUGGGUAUUUGGCCUGGAUUGUCCAUUAGUGCGCUACAUUCCUCAAGACCUGAAAACUCACUAAGUAGUGCAGAGACGAAAGUAAGGAGAAGUGUAUGAGGGAGUGUUAAAACCGUGAUUUGGGACGAGGCCGGUGUUUUACUCCUCUCAUGUGAAACCGUACAGACCUCAGGAAAACCACAACAACCUCCACAGAGAACACUUUUAUACGUCCGAGACUUUUUCAGCGCAGAACAGAAAUGUGUUUAUAACUUUUAAUAAUGAUGUGCACAUGAAUAUUAAUGAGGAUGGUAUUUUUAUGGGCGAGGGUUUUCAAGUUAAAGUCUUAAUGUCGCUUUAAUUACAUGCUGAGAAAAAACUGUAAAUGCUUCUUCAUGUGUUUGUGUUAAUGAUCGCAACAUGAAUGUGCAACUCUUUUUUAUUAUGAUAUGUUGUCUUGAGAUAUUAAAGGCUUCAGUCUCAGUUACCCAGCAUGCCUUGCGUGUAAACCUGCAUGGAACCUCAUUAAAGAUGAUUAACGAUGAAA
Molecule: messenger RNA, 5652 nt
Organism: Tachysurus vachellii
Lineage: Eukaryota; Metazoa; Chordata; Actinopteri; Siluriformes; Bagridae
Gene: zbtb45
Product: zinc finger and BTB domain containing 45
Exons: 7
Coding region: 281-2140 (619 amino acids)
Biological process (GO): regulation of immune system process; regulation of cytokine production; negative regulation of transcription by RNA polymerase II
Molecular function (GO): protein binding
Source: RefSeq, a predicted model, not a curated record